This is a messenger RNA of Ixodes scapularis (black-legged tick), 1379 nucleotides long. RefSeq lists its product as uncharacterized. The coding region runs from base 1 to 1014 and encodes 337 amino acids. The record is from RefSeq and is a predicted model, not a curated record. The transcript has a single exon. NCBI's taxonomy places the organism in Eukaryota, Metazoa, Arthropoda, Arachnida, Ixodida, Ixodidae. Gene Ontology annotation, molecular function: nucleic acid binding; zinc ion binding.
AUGAGCCACGUCUGGAUGGUAACGUGCGCAAACGCCUUAAGUAAAACUAAGCUUGUAAACAAAAUGGAGCUUACCGUGAAGGGACGCAGAUGCCUCAUCAUCGAUCCCGACACCAGAGAUGUGAAGCUGAAACUUCUCUGGUUACCUGUACACAUGGAAAACCAGAGAAUCGAAGAGGCACUGGCGCCUUUUGGCACGGUCCGUUCCAUUGUACGAGAAAAAUGGAAGUGCUCCGGAAUGGAGCAAAUGGAAACGCUCAACAAAGAGGUGACCCUGACACUUAGAGAAGGAAUGAAUGCAACGAAUAUUCCACAUCACCUCACGGUCUUCGGCUGUCGAAGCCUGGUGCUCGUCCCUGGUCGGCCACCGCUGUGUCUUCGGUGUAACAGAAUUGGUCACAUCCGUCGUGAGUGCAGAGUCCCGAGAUGCGGCGAGUGCCGACGCUACGGACACGACGCGAGUGAGUGCGUCACCACCUACGCAGACAAGCUGAGGCAGUCGAGAAGCCUAGCAGACGAUGUUGUCCACGAUCAUCUUAUGGACAUCAGCGAAGUCGUUGAUGCCACAGGGGACAUCACCUCUUCCCUUAUCAAGACACAAAGGACCGAGUCGGAAACGUCUACACAGCGACCAGAAGAACUUCGUUCUGACCCCGAGUCUGCCAGCACCUUGCCAGGACUGUCAACACCAACCGAGUGUGUCACGGAAACGAAGAGAGAUUGGUCGGAUAGCGAGUUUCCAUCCCUUAACGCACCACCUGAGUUACCGUGCCAGCAAGCAAUUGCCCGACGCGAACGCGCCACGACGUCCACUGGCACAUCGGUGAAACGACCUGCUCCUACGACGACAAGUAACGCGCAGCCCUCCGCCUCAGGUAUCAUUGCCGAGAGCAAGAACGACGAGGGAAGUGAGGUGAAACGCAAGCCAACUGCGGUGCGAGAGUUCCUCUGCAACAAGACGUCGCAAUCUGAAGCUCUGGACGUGAGGAACGAUGACGAUGUGCUCCCACCCUAACUAGAAACCUUCCUGACAUCACCCCUCAGCUUCGCUACCAUUAACGUGAGAGGACUGUGUUCACGUGCACGGCAGUCUCAAUUGUACAAGCUCCUUUUAAAGGAACAUCUUGACUUUGUUGCUGUUCAAGAGACAAAGAUAUCGUCUGACGAGGAUACUGCUCAUGCACUGGACCCCUUCCUCUCACAUUACGAGGUAUGCGUCAGUCAUGCUGAUGGCUUGUCGGGAGGGUGUUUUUUGUUUUUGAACAAGAACUUAGGGUAUUCAUCACUUUCUCACACUGUCGACGAUAAGGGAAGGUUCAUAUGUUGCGAUUUUCUUUUAUACGGUACCUACUGGCGAUUAAUUUGCAUAUAUGCCUAUAA